Penicillium maclennaniae is the source of this 4068-nucleotide messenger RNA. RefSeq names its product ankyrin repeat domain-containing protein. The record is from RefSeq and is a predicted model, not a curated record. Gene Ontology annotation, molecular function: protein binding. Bases 1 to 4068 code for a protein of 1355 amino acids. Lineage: Eukaryota; Fungi; Ascomycota; Eurotiomycetes; Eurotiales; Aspergillaceae. The transcript has 3 exons.
AUGGAUCCCUUGAGUCUGGCGGCUAGUAUUGCCGGCGUGGCGACGGCUGCAUUCCAGAUUAUCGGGAUUCUGGGCACGAUCGGCGCGGGAGGGAAAGAACGCCUACAGCUGUUGCAGGAGUUGACGGGGUUGUGGAUUACUAUUACAGCUGUGCAGGCGCAACUGGCUCCUGAUGGGAAUGUUCUGGAUGAGGCGAAUUUUCCGCCGCAACUGAAGACCUUGCUCGAGUCGGAUGGUCUGGUGAAAGAGAUGAAAGGUCUGGUGGACGAUGUGGAGAAGAAGCUGACGCCGCGGUCGUCGCGCGUAAGUUUGCGGCAUAUUGGGCAAACUCUGGGGUGGCCUUUGGCGAAGCCGGAUGUUGUUCAAUUUAUUGAGCGGAUGGGACGUAUGCAGCAGACCUUGCAUGUGAUGCUGGAUCAGUCGAACUUAUCUCUGACGCGCGAGAUUCACCGCGAUGGCCAGGCUGUGAAGGCAGUCAUUGAUGAAGGGCGUUUAAAGGCGAUGAUUGACUGGGUAUCGCCGCUGAACUUUGUCGCAAGGCAAAGCCAAUUCUUCAAGGAUCAUCACGAAGGAUCGUGCAAGUGGUUUCUAGGCUGUGAAGACUUUCGCGAAUGGAAGGAAAGCGAGAACGCAGUGCUCUUCUGUCCGGGCAUUCCAGGUGCUGGCAAGACGUUCUUGUCAUCUAUUGUGAUCAAUGAACUCGACAGGCUGCGGCUCAGUGAUAAAGGGGGUGUCAAGGACUCGGCGAUCCUGAUGCUUUAUUGUAAGUGGGACGAUUCUCAGUCCCAGUCGGUCGACUGUCUCCUCGCCAGCUUGGUCAAACAAGUCGCUCAGCGCUAUGGGCUUGUUUCAGAAGAGACAACCAAUAUGUUCUCCAAACACAGCAAGGCCGAUACAAGUCCCGGUCGGGAGGAGUACUUGACAGUUCUCAACGCGGAGCUAGGUCGUUUUCCAAAGACUUUCAUUGUUGUCGAUGGUCUCGAUGAGCUAAGGGAAGAGAAGCAGGCUCGUUCUUCUGGAAACUUUGACUUCAUUGAAAACAAAGAUCAACUUGAUGGUAACUUCGCGCCCCAUCGACAGCAUCACAAGGCGGCCAGCGGUAUCAGUUCCAUUGCAAAAGGGGGGCGAUGCAAGCACCAAGGUCACGUUAUGGUCAAGCAAUUCAACGGUGCCAUCAUUGACAUUGCUGCGAUGGAAGAAGAUUUGCUCACCUACGUGAAAUGGCGUAUCGGCUCAUCGGAAUUUCUUCAGCGCUGCGUCGAAAGUAAAGCAGUGUUGAUAGAAGACAUCGUGGAUACAGUUGUCAGAGAGAAUGGCGGAAUGUUCCUGCUGGCAAAGUUCAAUAUGGAUACUCUCGCAUCCAAAAUGCGACCUGGCGAAGUCAAAGAGGCUCUCAAAGUCCUUCCUAAAGAGCUGGACGACACCUACAACGAGGCAAUGAUGCGCAUCAAUGACUUACCGUCGAGCCGCAAGGAAGUCGCGAUGGAGUUCCUCCGCUGGGUGGUCUUCGCCGAACGCCCCUUAGAGAUCCAUGAGAUCGAACACGCUCUUGCUGUCUCGCCCAACGAUCACGAUAUUGACCCGGACAAUGUGAUUCGAGCGCUCGUGCUUGCUUCUAUGUGUGAGGGCAUUGUCAGAUUCGACGAGUCAGACUGCGUUCGCCUGGUACACUUCUCGGCAAAGAACUUUUUCUCCAAGUACCAUGAAAAAUGGUUUCCAGAUGGAAGUGUAAAAUUGACUUCAACGUGUCUGACCUACCUUCAGUUUGAUCCUUUUCGGCAAGGACCUUGUACUGGGCCAUCUGAAUCGGCCGACUUUGAUACUCGAUUAGAGCAAUAUCCGUUCCUCAAAUACGCAGCUACGUUCUGGGGCAAGCAUCUUCUGAAAACACCACGAGAUGAUUUCUUCAAUUCAGCGCGUAAGCUCUUGAUGGAUCCAGCAUACUUCGCAGCUGUGUCACAAGCACUGUGGUACGUGGAUACUGAGGACUCAACGAGCUGGGCUGGGAAGGACGGCAGCACCCCCUUGCACAUGGCCACACAUCUCGGAUUGAACAGAUUGGUGAUGGAAUUGCUCGAGAGUGGAAUUGACCCUGACACCCGUGACGUCAAUGGGGUCACACCCCUCGCGCUCGCUUGCGUACGUGGAGUUGUCGAUGUCGCCGAGACCUUGAUCAAGGCUGGAGCUAACGUCAACUCGGUGGACAACGUCGGCGGUACGCCCCUCUACGGUGCCGCCUACCAUGAUUACGAGCAACUGGUCCAGCUGCUCCUUCGACAAGAUGCGACUGAGGUCAACCUCACAGUGUAUCAAUACACACCGCUAAUGGUAGCUGCGUUGAAUGGAUACAUUGGCAUUGUCAAGGCGUUCCUGCCGAUUCCGCGACUAGAGAUCAACAAAGGGUGCGAAGAGAGUGGACUAACUGCGCUGAUGGUCGCGGCUUCAUACGAUGAACCAGAGUCCGUGGAGGCUCUUCUCACGCAUCCUGACAUUGACAUCAAUCGCCAAGACCAUGGCGGAUCAACGGCGCUUGUUUUGGCCGCCGAAGAUGGAUACCGCCGAGUGGUGGAAAUCCUCCUCGACAAAGGUGCGGAUACUGAGGUCAUGCAGGUUGGAUCACUCGGUACUGCGCUUAACCGAGCCAUCGAUUACAAUCAAGUUGCUGUCGUUGAGUUGCUACUAGCGCGCGGAGCGAAUGUGCACCACACCGAUGUUUUCAAGCGCGGCAUGCUCCAUUCUGCCGCAGUGAAUGGCCAACAUGAAGUCCUUGACAUUCUUCUCAGAUUCGACGAGACAUUGGAUGUCAACAUGCAAGAUGUCAACGGCAAGACGACGCUGCACGAUGCAGCGCGGAACGGAUCCAUGUUGACUGUUCGAACACUAUUAGAGUAUGGAGGCGACCCAACCAUCAGAGACAAUUAUGGUCGAACACCAAUUUAUGUAGCUCGUGAGAUGAACCACACAACACUCGUUGAUAUGUUACGAGAAGCUCGACGAGCAAAGAUACAGAACAGAGAGGCGCGAGACAUCCUCGGUCCACUUCCAGAACGCACCGCCACCGGCUCAACCAUUCAAUCCCCAAGGCGCACAGAUACUGAGAUGUCCGUGAACACUCCCCUGGCUAUCUGGUCACUUGCAAGUUCUGAGUCAAUUGAUGAGCUCAAAAGUCGACUCAUUACAGCAUCACCGGAAGAGAUCAACGCUCAAGAUCCGGAUAUUGGUGAUUCAGCCCUUCAUUACAGCGCCACACGCAAUAACCCCGACAUCGCACGCCUUCUCAUUGAACAUGGUGCAAACUUGAACCUUCCCAAUCAUUACGGGCGGACCCCAUUCCAUCUGACUACCUUGAACAAUAGCGUCGAAGUAGCAGGGGUCCUGUUGGAUGCUGGUGCCGAGUUUGAAACCAAAGACCAAUGGGAUGAAUCGCCAUUGACCACGGCAUUAUCGUAUAGGCAGAAAAUGAGCGCCAUGUUGGUGGAGCGUGGGGUCACCUUACCCAAAAAGCGCUCAUCACUAAACCUCUUGCUCGAGCUAUCCGUCGCGUAUGGAAACGAAAAGGCGGUUCGGCGCUUGAUAGCCGCAGGCGCCGAAGUUUGGCGGAAGAAUGCAUAUGGGGUCACCCUUUUCACAUCCGCCAGAUAUUAUAAACACGAGGAAAUUGCGAACCUACUUUUGGAACUCGGAAGUGCUCCUGAAUCACCUCCACUGGGAGAGUCGGAUACGCCUCCGGAGUAUGUGACGGUCGAUUCAGCUGAACAUUGUGACGAGAUGUCGGACAGCAAAGGAAAUGUUCAGGGGACAAAAAAUCAAACAACUGAAACCGUCAAGGAGCUAUCGCCCAACGCUUCGCACGAGCAGAAUAGUGACCACAAAUCGCCAACCCAAAAACCACUACUUGAUACCCCCUCGUCUCACCGGACUGCCGUUAAAGGAGGCUGGCUGAAGGAUUCACCUGUGAUCCGCCAUACCAUCCUCAUCCUGACUCUGCUAGCGACGUUGAUCAUGUUGACCGCGGUCAUGGCAAUGCCGAAAGGGGUCUUUGCGAGCAUGACACCUCCCCGUGUAUAG